AUGGCGGGCUGCUUCAGAAUGAUCGCGAACCCUGUCAACCUUUCGACCUUAGCUCGACCUUCAAGUCCAGUCUUGCAAUCCCCUUGGCGUCGAAAUCUCGACUCGAUAUCUUUCGUACGGCCAAACACUACAAAGGCCGGGAAUCAUCACGUCAAGUAUAACUGGAUCAAGGGAGUGGAGACACUUGAGUUAUAUCAGCCUGGGGGAUAUCAUCCUGUUAUGGUUGGUGAUGUCUUACACGACCGUUAUCACAUUGCAGACAAACUUGGCUUCGGGGCCUAUUCGACGGUUUGGCUUGCCCGAGAUGCUCGCCUGAACAGAUAUGUUACUCUCAAGGUCAGCAUAGCCGACUCGGUCCAGCGCGAGACAAAAAUUCUCAAGGCUCUGUCUGAUCCGACUCCGUCGUUCUCAGUACAUCCUGGGCGUGGUUUGGUGCCUGUUUUCCUAGAUGAAUUCGAAGUGCAAGGUCCUAAUGGGAAACAUACAUGCUACGCGGUGGCCCCUGCACAAUGCAACCUUAGAGAGGCUUCAUUUAGCCGUCUUUUCCCUCUCGAAGUCGCUCGAGCACUAUCAUAUCGACUCGCACAGGCUGUUGCUUACACGCAUUCACACGGCUAUGUUCAUGGAGAUAUUCAUUUAAAUAAUAUUUUAUCCAAGCUGCCGUCCAGCUUCGAUGAUCUUUCUAUAAAGCAAUUCUACGAGAGAUUCGGACCACCCGAGACAGUCCCUAUCACCCGGCGUGACGGAGGACCAUUGCCUCCUAAUGUCCCAUCUAAAGCUGUUGUGCCGCUAUUUAUCUGGAAAUCUGCGGAGAUGUUCUCAUUAUCCGACGCACACCCGCUUCUAACUGACUUUGGUGAAGCGUUCCCUCCCGCUUCAGAAACUCGCCUUGGACAAGAUUGCCACACGCCAAUCCCGUUUCGAGCUCCGGAGGCUAAGUUCGAAUUUCAAAGCCCGCUCUCAUAUCCCUCAGAUAUCUGGAGUCUGGCCACGGCGAUCUGGGAGAUUGUGGGAAUGGAGGCUAUAUUUAGUACUGAUUUUGCGGACGAGGAUCAUGUAGUGGCUCGGCACAUUGAUGUAUUAGGACCUAUGCCAUUGGAAUGGUGGCACCGCUGGCACUCACGAUCACGAUUUUUUGGUGAGCAUAGACAGCCAACAGAGUCAUACAGAGGAAAUAGGUGGCCUCCGCUUGAGGAAUCAUUUGAGACUGGUGUGCAGAAAUGGAGACGGAAGAUGGGAGUCAAGAUUGAGGAAGACGAGAAAGACGCGUUUCUGGAUUUGAUGCGCCGUAUGUUGUCUUACCGGCCGGAAGAGCGACCGACUGCUGAAGAGGUGUUAAUAUCAGAUUGGAUGCUCAAAUGGGCAUUACCUGAUUGCGAGAGGAGCUGA
Molecule: messenger RNA, 1389 nt
Organism: Penicillium mononematosum
Lineage: Eukaryota; Fungi; Ascomycota; Eurotiomycetes; Eurotiales; Aspergillaceae
Exons: 2
Coding region: 1-1389 (462 amino acids)
Biological process (GO): regulation of mRNA processing; protein phosphorylation; spliceosomal complex assembly
Molecular function (GO): ATP binding; protein kinase activity
Source: RefSeq, a predicted model, not a curated record